Molecule: messenger RNA, 1923 nt
Organism: Mesorhabditis belari
Lineage: Eukaryota; Metazoa; Nematoda; Chromadorea; Rhabditida; Rhabditidae
Source: the annotation of a GenBank genome assembly
AUGACUCCCGUUUUCAUCUCGCGUGUCAAACAGAAUAUCGAUGCUUUGUCGAUGACGUCUGGCACAAAGGAAAUGCCGAUUGAAAGAGAAACCCUUUCCCCAUCAUGGAUCUCACCAACCACCCGUCAUCCAUCAAUCAUCGUUGAGCCUCUUGAUCCAUCCAGCAAAUUCCUUGAUCGUCAGGUAAACGCUAUGAUGAAACAAUUGGAUGCUGAGCUGUUAGAAGAGAAAAAAACCACCAUAUCGAGUGAUAAAGAAGUCACAACAUCAGCAAUUGUUGAAGAAUUACGAAAAGCUUUCUUCCCACCACAAGUCGAGGCUACAGAGGAUGAAAUGAAAGCGAUUAUGGAAGCGGCAGCUGGUCUCCCGUCAACAACACAACAACCACUUGCACCAACAACAAGUGCUCAUAUUAGACGAACUCACGUCAAUCUGGAUCAAGCUCAAGACAGAACACAAAAACCGAUAGAAAUGAAUCUAAACGCAAAAAGUGAUGCUUUGAAUACUUUCGAGAGAUUUCAAAUCGGUGACGAAGAGGAAGAGCUUUUGAAGUUCUUGGAUAGAAAUCCGGUGGACAUCUUUGCGGCAUCAAUUGAUCAGCAAACAACUCAAGAGAUUAGAAGAACUUCUUCUUCAACAACUUCUUCUCCAACUCCUUCAACAACUUCUCCACCUCUUCCUCUACCGACAAGGACAGCAUCAACAACAAUCACUCAACGAUUCGUCAAACCAAAACUGACGAUGAAAAAGCGAUCGAUGAUGGAGCGAGCUGUGCGCGGAGUGCAAAAUACGGGUCCCCCAAGGCAGCGAAAAGAUGGAAAAAUCGGUGGAACGAUGCACGUAAAACGGCUAAGAAAGAGAAAAUUCGUGAGAAAAGCACGAUGGUUGAGGAGAAGAGACCGAAAAACGCCAACUUUGGCAAAGAACUCGAACCCGAUUCGUCGUUACCGAAGAAAUCGACGUCGAAGGGUCAGCCUAAAGAGAGAACAGCCAAAAAUGAGUGACGUGAUUACAAGAGUUUUGACUAGGGAUCGGCAAGUCCGAGGCGUUGACGGGGACACCAAAGGGGAACAAAGGAGUUUCGUGAAAAAGGAGAGCUCUCAAAACUUUGUGAAUCUACCGCCAAAACCGGAAAAGCAUCAACGACAAAAAUAUCGAAAAACUAUCCAAACCAACUCUCAAUUCACCACAAUAUUUCCUCCAUAUGCUACAAAUUACGCUCACAGCACAAUACCCAACCGAUCAGCGACUAUUUCUCAAUUUAGACGACGAAGCACUACGCCAAAACCGAUUUAUGCACCAAUCACUGACGCACAAAUGGGUCCACGACCUCAACUACCCCCUGCUGUUUUAGAAACAAUUGCAAACAAUAAGGCGAAUCAAGCAAAUCAAGGAAACGAAUUCCCGAGACAAACUCUAACUGAUAUCUUCAAUGAAGCUAUUGAAUAUGUGUUUGAUACAAAGAAAGAGAAAGGCGAUAAGCGAAAAAAGCCACAAAUUCGUCAAUUGAGUCAUUUGGAGUCGAUUCCUGAUUCGAAUGUUCGAUGGAAAGCGCCUACACAAACUGCUACAAAGCUUCUGGGGCUCGGGCAAAAGCUUUUAACCAGCGCCACAUCUCUUCAGCAAACCUUUGAUCACACACCGAAAGAAGUUGGCCUCUCAAAACUCUCAAUCAGAAGACAAGACGGACGAAAAACGUUGACGAAUGUAGAAAGAAGAAAACGAAUCACUUCAAAACAAAUUCAGACAGAAAAUCAAAGAACCGUUCGACCGAAAACCCCAGUAGAAUUAGAAAUGGAAGAGCUGAGUCGAAACAUUGCUAUGUUGGGGAAAGUGGAGACAACAGAGAUCGAGAAGAAUUCGAUAAACGUCAUCACUACUGGAGAAGAUCAACCUGUUUAUAUUGACUCAAGGUUUCGACGA